CCAGUUUUGCGAUAGUAUAGAGUUAAAUUUAAAAAUAUAAUUAUAUAGAUAAUUCUGCAACAAUAAAUUAUUUGUGUAUAGUAUCCAGUAGUAAUGGCCAAGCUCACUGUUUUAAUAUUAGGAGGUUGUGGUUUCGUUGGACGAAACCUGGUAACAUACUUACUAGAUAAUGGCUUGAUUAAUUCCAUUGUAGUAGUGGAUAAAGUACCACCCCAAGUAGCUUGGUUACAAUUGGUUAUUAAAUUGGUACAAUUUAAGAGUGCUAAUCUUAUAAAUAAAGAGUCUUGUAAAAGCGCGUUUAGUCUUUCUGAUGGCUCUACAUGGGAUCUCGUAGUAAAUUGUGCUGGUGAAACGAAACCUGGCCAGACUGAUCCGGUGUAUCAAGAAGGAAUCCUUAAACUCCUUAGUAUAAAUUGUGCAAAACAGGCUGCUCUUAUGAAUGUUGGAAGGUAUAUUGAACUAUCUUCAGGCAACAUGAAUUCUUACGAUAAGGUUCCUCAUAAAGAAUCAGACCCAUUGGAGCCUUGGGGAUUUAUUGCUAAAUGGAAAAAAGAGGUAGAAGCUCAACUAAGUGAAAUUCCAAACUUAAAAUACACGGUUUUGCGUCUUCCUCUAGUGUAUGGUCUAGGAGAUAAACAUUAUAUCACGCCUCGCAUUUUAGCAGCAGCUAUUUACAAAGAACUUAAAAAAACAAUGAAACUUUUAUGGAAUGAAGAUCUAAAGGUGAAUACCGUUCAUGUUGAAGACGUUUGCAGGGCUAUUUUGUUUCUUUAUGAAAAAGAAGAAGCUAUAGGCCAGAUAUAUAAGGAUCCAUUUCAAAACCUUCUUGCUGAUAUUUUUAAUGUAGACGUUUCUUAUUAUGGCAAAAUGGUCUCUUCAGUGAUUGACUUAGAGAGUGCCACUGAAGAAGUUAAUGAUCAAAAUUUGGUUCCUUGGGUAGAAGCUUGUCGGCGAGACGCCAUCGAAAAUACUCCGCUAUCACCACACAUGAACUCUCUUUUGCUCCAGUACAAACAUUUGUAUUUAGAUGAUAGUAAACUGAAAAAUUUUGGGCUUUAGUUUAAA
Anthonomus grandis grandis is the source of this 1065-nucleotide messenger RNA. RefSeq lists its product as uncharacterized. The record is from RefSeq and is a predicted model, not a curated record. NCBI's taxonomy places the organism in Eukaryota, Metazoa, Arthropoda, Insecta, Coleoptera, Curculionidae. The transcript has a single exon. The coding region runs from base 94 to 1059 and encodes 321 amino acids.